AUGUUGCAUAUGGAGGGAGCCACUGAAAGUGAGACCCUUCCCGCUAAGGAGAAGCCUUCUGAAGUAGGGGCCCGCCGAAAUGACUGCAUCAUCUGCUAUUCCUCCUAUGACCUGGCCGGCCGCCUUCCACGCCGUCUCUACUGUGGCCACACCUUCUGCCAGGCUUGUGUCCGACGACUAGACACACCCGCUCACGAACAGCGAUGGAUCCCCUGCCCUCAAUGCCGCCAGAGCACGCCCACGCCAAGGGGUGGUGUGGCCAUGCUGGACCUCGAUCUGGCUGCCUUCUUGGCUGUGAAGGCAGAGCGGGAGCUUCCCCGGGGAGAGCCCUGGUCCCCCACUCCCCACAAAGGCAGCCCUCCCAAGCCCGGCUCGGUGAUCACCCAGCAACCAGGCAGCCACUGCCCAGCUCUGGGCCCUCAGCCCAGCUUCCCUCAACAGGGUUGCUGUUGGGGCUGCUGCCUAUGCUGUGAGCCUGAGGGCACCCCUGAAGUCUAA
This is a messenger RNA of Dromiciops gliroides (monito del monte), 498 nucleotides long. It is a transcript of the gene RNF224, whose product is annotated as ring finger protein 224. The record is from RefSeq and is a predicted model, not a curated record. Bases 1 to 498 code for a protein of 165 amino acids. The transcript has a single exon. Lineage: Eukaryota; Metazoa; Chordata; Mammalia; Microbiotheria; Microbiotheriidae.